UCCUUAUCGCAUCUGUCUCCUUGGAUGCCUGAAAUAAUGGCGGUUCUUGAAGCGGCAUUCUCUGCCUACUGCUUCUCUUCAUUCCAUCCUUCUUCCUCCUCUAAAUUUCACUUUAGUCCCAAAACCCCUCCUUCCCUCGUAAGGCUGCAUAUCUUCAAGUCUGCCGAUUCGCUUUCUAGUAAUUUCCUUUACCUUCCUUCUCAGCAUGCAGUUGAAAGAUUCUCCUGUGCACAAUGUUCUACUGUGCAGGAGGCUCGUACAGACUCAAAAACAGAGAAAGUUCAGCAAUCAAGUUUCAAAAGAAAACUUUUCGUGUUGAAUUUACCUUGGUCUUUCUCUGUCGCGGAUGUCAAGGACCUCUUUGGCCAGUGUGGAAGUGUAGUAGAUGUUGAGAUUAUAAAGCAAAAGGAUGGAAGGAGUAGAGGGUUUGCCUUUGUGACGAUGUCUUCUGGCCAGGGGGCUCAAGCUGCGGUAGAUAAAUUUGAUUCUCAUGAAGUGUCUGGGAGGAUAAUAAGAGUAGAGUUUGCUAAGAGAUUCAAGAAACCUUCUCCUCUACCUCCUCCAAGUCUCCCUUCUACAGAGACACACCACAAACUUUACGUCUCCAAUCUCGCUUGGAAAGUCAGAUCCAGUCACCUCAGGGAAUUUUUCUCUGUCAAUUUUAACCCAGUUUCAGCCAGGGUUGUAUUUGAUAGCCCUUCAGGAAAGGCUGCUGGGUAUGGUUUUGUUUCUUUUGCAUCAAAGGAGGAAGCAGAGGCUGCAAUUUCUGCUCUAGAUGGGAAGGUAAGAAAAAUUAACUAGUCUUUUUUUCAUUGGGCUA
Molecule: messenger RNA, 820 nt
Organism: Carica papaya (papaya)
Lineage: Eukaryota; Viridiplantae; Streptophyta; Magnoliopsida; Brassicales; Caricaceae
Source: RefSeq, a predicted model, not a curated record